Meriones unguiculatus (Mongolian gerbil) is the source of this 2086-nucleotide messenger RNA. It is a transcript of the gene Hdgfl3, whose product is annotated as HDGF like 3. Gene Ontology annotation, cellular component: nucleus. The record is from RefSeq and is a predicted model, not a curated record. Gene Ontology annotation, molecular function: transcription coregulator activity; double-stranded DNA binding. Lineage: Eukaryota; Metazoa; Chordata; Mammalia; Rodentia; Muridae. The transcript is spliced from 6 exons. Bases 388 to 996 code for a protein of 202 amino acids. Gene Ontology annotation, biological process: regulation of transcription by RNA polymerase II.
AAUAAGAUCGUGUUUGCGGUCGCUGCCCGAGGAGGAAUUCGGAGGAGGCGCGAGGCCCGGAGCUCGCCCGGAACCCAGAAGCUCGGCGGGGAGGCGGCAUGAGGCUGGCGACGCGGCCCCUGUGAGCGGCAGCGCGCGGCGGUAGCGGCGGCGGCGGGACCCGGCGCGGCCGGGCGCGGGCUCCCCUCCCCCGCAGCCGGGCGGGGAUCGGCCGGGCCUGCGGUACCCCGCGCCCACCGCCCGCCUCGGCCGCCGCCUCGCCGCUUCCCCUCCGUCGGAGCGGCCGGCCCCGAGCCCCGCGGGGAUCCCGCGGGAGGAGGCCGGGGGACGGCCUCCCGGCACCUUCGCGGCGACCGGGGACGAGCGGGCCGGAGGGGGACGGCCGGGAUGGCGCGCCCGCGGCCCCGCGAGUACAAAGCGGGGGACCUGGUCUUCGCCAAGAUGAAGGGCUACCCGCACUGGCCCGCCCGGAUUGAUGAACUCCCAGAGGGAGCUGUGAAGCCUCCAGCAAACAAGUACCCUAUCUUCUUUUUUGGUACCCAUGAAACUGCAUUUCUAGGUCCUAAAGACCUUUUCCCAUAUAAGGAAUACAAAGACAAGUUUGGAAAGUCAAACAAACGGAAAGGAUUUAAUGAAGGAUUAUGGGAAAUUGAAAAUAAUCCAGGAGUGAAAUUUACUGGGUACCAGACAAUUCAGCAACAGAGCUCUUCAGAAACUGAGGGAGAAGGUGGCAACACUGCAGAUGCAAGCAGUGAGGAAGAAGGUGAUAGAGUAGAAGAUGGAAAAGGCAAAAGAAAGAAUGAAAAAGGAGGCUCAAAACGGAAAAAGUCCUACACUUCAAAGAAGUCUUCUAAACAGUCCCGGAAAUCUCCAGGAGAUGAAGAUGAUAAAGACUGCAAAGAAGAGGAAAACAAAAGCAGCUCUGAGGGUGGAGAUGCUGGCAAUGACACAAGAAACACGACUUCAGACUUGCAGAAAGCUGGUGAAGGGACCUAACUACCGUAAUGAAUGCUGCAUAUUGAGAGACACCACAAGAAGGUUAAAUGUUUGAUUGUCUCAUUCUUGGAUUCGAUAUGAACCAACACAUAGUCUUUGUUGUCAUUGACAGAAGCCCAGUAUGUGUGUACAUUAUUCACAUUCCUCUCUGUUCUGUUGAAGAGAAAAAGAGACAUUUGAACCUUUUUUAAGGUUACUGACUUAAUUUUAUGUUACUUGGUUGCAUGAAGUUGCCCUUAACCACUAAGAAUUAUCAAGAUUUUUGCACAGACUUCUCCAUAUCUAGGCUUCUUUGCCAAGGCAGUUCUGGUCAUCAGCUUCCCGCCUCUACCCCACCAUCAGGAAAAUAGUAAUUUACUCAGUUAAAUAGUAAUUCCUAUUUUUAGAUGACUGCUCAACAUAAUACUUCAGGAUGGGAUUUUCUUUCUAGCAGAACCCAAGAACCAACUCCUAGAUACACACUGUUGGUAUAUUGGAGAUGAAAUUAAAAUCAUCUUUCAGUUCUAAGGCCAUGUGUAAAGUUCGACCAUAUUGUAAAGUACCUAUUCUGUAUUAGAAAUAGCUAGUUGAAACCUAUACUUCUCAAAACUCAUGUUGCUGUGUACACAACUGAGUUUAUAUGUGAACCUAGUGAGUCUUUUUGUGUUAUACCAAAAUAAAGCAAGGAUUUAUUUUUUUCCCAAUGCCAAUAUGAUUUGAGCUGAUCACUCAAGAUGGUCACUUCACACUUGAAAGCUGAAAUCACAGGAGCACUAUGGGAAACUAGACAAAGCAUUGACUCUUGAAUAUAGGCUUUUAAAAUAAGCUUUUCUUUUGAAACUAGAAUUAGAGUAGUUAACAUUCAUCCACAAGCCAUUAUUAUGUGUACAUUAUUGUUGCUAUUGUGAUAAUAGAGUCUUAUUUAUUUUUAUGCCAGCUUAUACUGUGAGAACACUUAGUCAAUUUGGGUUUCAUCAACCCUGCUGUGCUUGUCCUUGGAACAUCUUUUGUGUAUGUUAAAGGUUUGUAGCUGAAAAGUUUACUGUAAAAAAAAAAAAAUCAAAGACAAAAAAAAUGUAUUGUUUUUACAGAAUAAAUUUAUUGGAAUGUG